Messenger RNA from Anthostomella pinea, 903 nucleotides. NCBI's taxonomy places the organism in Eukaryota, Fungi, Ascomycota, Sordariomycetes, Xylariales, Xylariaceae. The record is from the annotation of a GenBank genome assembly.
AUGCUGCCUGACACUGCGUCCCACGAACCGACCACCUCCACCAGGCGCGCCACCGCGCACCAGGCCCGUCAAGUACGGGCUCUCUUGCAGGAGAUUGACGGAUUUCGAUUCACUGCUCUUGCGUUGGCCUCUGACAAGCACGACAUCUGGUCACUCCUAGCGUCCCCGACCCCUUCGACCAAGUCCACCGGAGUCAACAUCGAGCGCGUUACUGCGAACCUUCUGGUGGUGGUUGAUGCCUGCAUUGACGCAUCCAAUGAGUCUGGACAUCCAGUCGGCCCGUCCCCGGCUGAUCCCGUGUUCUUCAUGGCGUCCCAGAAGCUUUCGGCGAAAGCGUCGACGUGGAUCCAUUCUUGGAUUGGCGUACCGUAUCGAACAUCCCGCAGAUCCCACGAACACCAGCCUCGUCUUACGGGUUUGACCACCAAGAUCGACGCACUUGCUCCCUUGUUCGCGACAGGGGGUAAAGACCAAACCAAGAAGAGAGUCAAGAAGACCUUGAGACCAGUACGCAGAAAUCAAUCCGGCUCCUCGUCCCCGUCACUAUUCGCGAGCCCCGUUCGACAUCAUGAUGUUCGGGGCGACCGCCGGUACAAGGAGCAGAUGGACGAACAGAAGGACAUAGUCAAGAAGCUGCAGGACAGCGGCGAGCGAUACCGAGCCAAAAUCCGUGAGCUAAGGAAACGUGCCAAAGCAGCCGAGCGAGCUUUGGUCAAGAAGGAGGAGAGGCUCGCCAGAAUGAAGCUAAAGCUCUCGAUGAAGGACCGAUCAUGGCAGACUGUUGAGCAGGUCAUAGGCGAUACUCUCCGCUUGAGCGGUACCUCCACUCCGACUACCGCGGAUAUCCAGCGCUAUAUUGUCGAAACACACCUGGGCACCGGCCCCGAGGAUGAGUUUGGCUGA